AUGUUUGAGUGUCGUCAACGUGGAUUGCCCAACAAAGCCUUGGACGGAUGUGCAAAUGACGUACGUUCCGAUUCCCAAUUAUGUGGGUUCACGUUAGCUUACAUGCUGGAACUAUGCAUGGCCACCCCCAAUCUAUUGGAAUUCGAUAUCUGGUCCGGUGCGAACCUCGGUCCAUUGGAUUCCAGACGGUUUUGGCCAAUACCCAGCCUCAAUGACCUUCGUAUACGAGGACACAAGACAGAUUGUGACAACUAUCCACAUUGUAUGCACAAUGAACUCGCACAAAUGGAUGACACAGUCUCACCGGAUUGUCAGCAAGCAAAGUGGAAAGCGAUCAGUUCGAUUUGGCGUUACCAUCGGUUCGAGCUGAACCCCGAUCUCAAGACAAACACCCGUCAAUGGGGACCUCCGAAGCUUCGACAUUUGUGCCGUGCCGUCAUUAGGCAACAGCUGGUGCUUGCAACACGUGAGUAA
This is a messenger RNA of Opisthorchis viverrini, 474 nucleotides long. RefSeq lists its product as hypothetical. Lineage: Eukaryota; Metazoa; Platyhelminthes; Trematoda; Opisthorchiida; Opisthorchiidae. Bases 1 to 474 code for a protein of 157 amino acids. The record is from RefSeq and is a predicted model, not a curated record. The transcript has a single exon.